Molecule: messenger RNA, 1741 nt
Organism: Cololabis saira (Pacific saury)
Lineage: Eukaryota; Metazoa; Chordata; Actinopteri; Beloniformes; Belonidae
Product: disks large-associated protein 2
Exons: 9
Coding region: 242-1741 (499 amino acids)
Biological process (GO): signaling
Cellular component (GO): glutamatergic synapse; postsynaptic specialization
Molecular function (GO): molecular adaptor activity
Source: RefSeq, a predicted model, not a curated record
UGGGACGUUCGCAGUAUUUUUAUUUAGUUUUUAAUGCAAGGUUACCAGUGUCUUGACCCAAGAAACUUCACCUCCACUUUGUUACAUUUUCAGCCCCCAUGCUCAUGUAAGCAGCUCAUCAGCCACAUUACAUCACUCACCCACAGUCCACCCAGACCCGAGUAGCCUGGACAGCAUCUUACCAGCCCCUUUUCCACUGUGAGUCCACAACUUUGGCAAGAAAUGGCAGCCUCUGGCACAAAUGGAGACGUUGGAUGGAGUGAAGAUAAUUUCAGAUCGUUUUCGGCAUUUUCUUUCUGAAACCGUAAAUGUUGAACACAAAGGAGCAAAAGGGAUUCAGUUUCGUCUCCCUACUUCAUGCAGCGUGGAUCGUGCUCAACCGCCUCCAGUGGUAUCAUAUCCUCCCAGUUACAAGAAGACUCCACCUCCUGUGCCCCCGCGCACCACCACCAAGCCUCUUAUCUCUGUGACAGCCCAGAGCAGCACAGAGUCCACCCAAGAUGCCUACCAGGAGGGCAGGCAACCACGGGGCGGUCUGUGGACCACCGACAGCCUCGGCCGCCCCAUCUACAGCUCCACGGACAGCCUGGACAGCACCAAGGCGGUCACCAUGGCCAUGGAGUCAGCAGCAGGCAAGAGGCAUGUGUCUUUAGGCAGCCACACCUCCGUCCAGACAUGUGACAAAGCAGUGCUGGUGUCCAAGGCCGAGGAGUACCUCAAAACCCCUCGUUCCUCUAUCGGCAUACAGGUGGAAACUGUGACAGACUCUGAGGCUGACGGUAAAGGCCUUCCUCAGUUUCAUUCUAUAGGAAUCCAAGUGGAGGACAAAAAACGGCACGGGCGCUUCAAGCGCUCUAACAGUGUGACUACUGCUGUGCAAGCAGACAUGGAGCUUGAAGGCUUUCCGUCCAUGGAGGACAAAGGCCUGCAGUUUGGUGGCGGCUUUGGCCGGCACUCCGAGCCCAGCACGCCAACGCAGUACGGAGCCAUCCGGACGGUACGCACGCAGGGCCUGUUCAGUUACAGGGAAGACCACCGGCCUUCCAGUGGGCCUUCCAGCCCGCAGCGCGAACCCUGGCUGGUGGGGCCCAGCCUGGAGAGCACUGACACGGGCCGAGUGUCCCCCCUGCGCAGGGAUGGCAGCUGGUUCAUGCAGCUCCUUCACAACGAAACCAAACGGCUGGAGGGGUGGUGCAAAGAGAUGGAGAGAGAGGCAGAGGAGCACGACCUGUCAGAGGACAUCCUAGGAAAAAUCCGGAGUGCAGUUGGAAGCGCUCAGUUACUAAUGUCUCAAAAGUUUCAGCAGUUUUACUGGCUGUGCCAACAAAAUCUGGACCCCAGUGCCAUGCCCAGACCCACAUCUCAGGACUUGGCUGGAUUCUGGGACCUCUUGCAGCUUUCCAUCGAUGAUGUCACUGCCAAGUUUGAUGAGCUGCAGCAGAUCAAAAGUAACCAGUGGCAGCUGGUGGAGAGCCCUGAGAAGAAGGUGCCAAGUGUACUUCAUUGGGAAAGGUCUGGACUGCAGGAGCGGAAGUGGCCCCCACCUCUGCCAAAGAGACCAGCCAAAGGGCGUGGCGGUGUGAUGCGCGAGCGCUCUCUGGACCUUCAGGACCGCCAGCGUCAGGAAGCCCGCAGACGCCUCAUGGCUGCCAAACGAGCAGCUUCUUUCAGACAGAACUCAGCCACAGAGAGGGCAGACAGCAUCGAGAUCUACAUCCCUGAAGCCCAGACGCGGCUUUGA